CCUUUUUAAAGUUUUUCCGGGUAGUCAAUCAUCGAUCACUCACAUCUCUUCUCCUCGCUCUUUCAUUUUCUCUCUACACUCCCUUGAAACCCCAUCAACCUCUCUCUCUCUCUCUCUCUCUCUCAGAUGGCAACACAGUUACCAGCUGCUGAGGAUCAGACCCCUGCGGACACACUGAAAUACCAGACAUGGACCUUGAAAGUUUCUAUUCACUGCGAGGGCUGCAAGAAGAAAGUCAAGAAAGUUCUUAAAGCCAUUGAAGGUGUUUAUACAACUACGGUAGAUGCUCAGCAGCACAGAGUCACAGUGACGGGCAACGUGGGCGUGGAGACUCUUAUUAAAAAGCUGGCUAAGGCGGGAAAACACGCAGAGCUUUUGCCUGAACCGAAGAAGGAGAAUAAACGGCCGGCGGCGGCUAAGUCAAAAAACACCAACGAUCAGAAGCAGCAAAACAACUCUAAAGAUGGCAAGCAGCAAAACGCUGCUGGCGACAAGGACGAACGUCAACAGCCCUCAGCACAGAAGCCCCAAAAUGGCGAACAAAACGACGCCGGAAGUAAUGGCGAGAAAUCUCCGGCGACAGACAAAGCCGGCGGCGAUAAAGGCCAGGACACUAGUACCGGAGAAGGUGGUAGCAAAAAGAAGAAUAAAAAGGGGCAAAAUGGUAGUAAUACUGAUAAAGUCCAGGCAGAUAAUAAUUCCGGCCAAGCACCCGCACCUACCGGAUCAGCUCCUCCGGCCUCUGCGGCACCGGAUCCUGGCCCACGUCCGGUUUCAUCAACGGAUCUCGCGCCUUCACUUCCGCCGAUAUAUCCCUAUUCCCCAGUGUAUUAUGUGCCGCCAAUAUAUGGGGUGAGUUACAGUACGGUUUACCCUACUGUAAGUAACUUGCACUAUACCCCCGAUCAUGUGCAUGUCACCAAUGCGGACGCUCGCCCUAUUCGCUACAUGACUCCUCUACCGUCCGAUCCGAUUACUAAGUACAGCCAGGACGAGGACUACGAGGAUUAUGAUGGAAGUUCAUGCUCCAUAAUGUAAAA
Molecule: messenger RNA, 1040 nt
Organism: Carica papaya (papaya)
Lineage: Eukaryota; Viridiplantae; Streptophyta; Magnoliopsida; Brassicales; Caricaceae
Molecular function (GO): metal ion binding
Source: RefSeq, a predicted model, not a curated record